Helobdella robusta is the source of this 675-nucleotide messenger RNA. RefSeq lists its product as hypothetical. Gene Ontology annotation, molecular function: RNA polymerase II CTD heptapeptide repeat phosphatase activity. Lineage: Eukaryota; Metazoa; Annelida; Clitellata; Rhynchobdellida; Glossiphoniidae. The record is from RefSeq and is a predicted model, not a curated record. The transcript has 6 exons. The annotation marks the transcript as partial.
AAACCACUUCUUCCCCCACCAAGCGAGAUCGACUCCAAACGAAUAUGCGUCGUCAUUGAUCUCGACGAGACACUUGUACACAGUUCUUUCUCUCCUGUCCAAAAUGCAGACUUUAUCAUACCAGUUGAUAUAGAGGGCACUAUACAUCAAGUCUACGUGUUGAAACGGCCGUACGUGGAUGAGUUCUUGGAAAGGAUGGGCGAUCUAUUUGAGUGCAUCCUCUUUACUGCCAGUUUAGGAAAGUACGCCGACCCAGUGACAGACCUCCUAGACAAGCGGGGAACAUUCAGGACUCGACUCUUUCGAGAGUCCUGCGUUUUCUACAGAGGAAGUUACGUCAAAGAUCUGAGCAGGCUAGGCCGGGAUAUGAAUCGCGUUGUCAUCCUUGAUAACUCUCCAGCCUCCUACAUGUUUCAUCCCAAACAUGCUGUACCCAUCUUAUCCUGGUUCGACGACCUCUCAGAUCGCAAACUCCUCGACCUCAUCCCAUUCUUCGAGGAGCUCUCGAGAGCAGAAGACGCUUACAAGUUUCUGGUGCAGGCCGAUCUGCACGGCGACCAGUUCGUCAUGAACUACAGAGCACUAGCCGCCGACAGCGAGAAAAACGUCACCAUCGUCACCUCCCCCAUCACGCCGGCCGUCACGUCAUCCAUGCUUACAACUCAACUCACGUAG